AUGGCCGCCAGCACAUAUCUGUCAGUCCUCGCCGCGGUCGUCGCCUUGAUGGUCGGCGCGGUGUACCUGUUCGGCGUCCCUCCACAGUGGAAGCGCGCAAUGGAAGACAAGGCUCUCGAGACAAUGGGCGAGAACAAGGCCUCGUACUUGGUCAAGAGUAUGUACAUUCUACUCUGUUAUUGCUGCAUACAUGUUGCUAACAUUGCUCUUCUCUUGCANGACCAAAUCAACAGCCUUCCCGCGUCCGAUCAGAAGGAGGUGAGCGAGCUCAAGUCAGGAGUCGGCAAUCUCGUCGGAGGGGUAAUGCAGAACCCGAUCGGCAAAGAGGCAGGAGAAGUGGGAGACACUCUUACUAGUCCCUUGACUGGUCGUUGA
Aureobasidium vineae is the source of this 375-nucleotide messenger RNA. The record is from the annotation of a GenBank genome assembly. NCBI's taxonomy places the organism in Eukaryota, Fungi, Ascomycota, Dothideomycetes, Dothideales, Saccotheciaceae.